AAAAGGUCCACACUCCAAGAGGCGCGCAUCUCUUUUCCCCUGUCAUUUUUUAUCCACCUCAUUAGCUUACUGCUUUGAAUACCUAGCUGAAGAGCAAAUCACUGAAUAGCAUAGGUAUUCUUGCUUUCAGGAAGCCAUGGAUAUAGAGCCUGAAAGUGCAGAUCCAAUCAGUUUACCCGACCCAGCUCCCUCCGACCUAAGUGCCAGUCAUUUCAAUGUGUCGGCAUUUGUACAGCCUCCCAUGGAUAUUGGUGAGAAGAGUGAAGAAGCACGGGCCAGCAUCGCGACACCAGGUCGAUCCGGCCACGCUGCUGGUAUUCAAUGGGAGCCGGUCCAUGAGCAGGAAUUACAAAGGCCACAAGACAUGCUGGCAACAUUUGAAACACCAAGAAGAAGAAAGCAGGCAAAGGUAAAAAAGAUCAACAAAUGCAAGCUAUCAGAUCAAAGCAAUGCACCUGUAUACACCAAGGGUAACACAAUCAGUCCUAAUAUUUAUUUCAGUAAAUAA
Molecule: messenger RNA, 508 nt
Organism: Rhipicephalus microplus (southern cattle tick)
Lineage: Eukaryota; Metazoa; Arthropoda; Arachnida; Ixodida; Ixodidae
Source: RefSeq, a predicted model, not a curated record